GAGUGGGAUGCGCGGGGGAGUAGGUGACACACGGAGUGAAGAGAUCUCGCGAGGCAGAGAGAGAGAGCGCCAGGCUUGAGCCGAGCGGACACAACCGAUGGACAGAGGUGUCCGCGUUGUGUAGAAUAGAACCAGCGCCGUUCAUCGAGGCACGGUGAUAAAACAACAUCAUCGGCAGCAGCAGCAGCUUCGGUAGCAGCAGCAGCGGCAGCAGCAGCAUUGGGACCAAUUGACGCGCAACAGAAUCGAAUUUGUUUGUUUUUUUAUCCGACAAAAGGGGGCUCGAGACGACAACAAUCGAAGAAGAAGAAGACUCCUCGACUAUUAUUUAUCCAACGUCGAGCGUAAUUACCCUCGCCGCUGUCAUUAGUAUUGCUAUUGAUUUGAUUGCUGCGGUGCUGGUGGCGUCCGUGUAACGAACGCGUUUCGUCGGCCGAUCGCAGCGGCGGUGGCAGCAGCAGCAGCAACAGCGGCUGCAUCAUCAUCGUCAGCAACAGCAGCGGCGGCGGCGGUGGUGGUGGCAGCUGUUUAACUGUCAGAGAGGCAUCGAUCUCCAAUCGCGUUGCGGUCGCAUUGAACAAAGAGACGCAGAGAGGAAGAAGCAGAAGACGAGAGGACGGACACGGGGCUUGCUACGACUCCCUGAGACGAGGGGACAACAGCGGGCAAUUAGACAGAGACAAGGAGGAGGAGGGGAGGGGGAGAACGACAGCGGCGCGGAGACCAGAAGAGGAGUGAAGAGACGGAGAGACGCCGAGGGAACAGAGCGUGAAGGAGGAGGGGAGGAGGAGAGAGAGAGAGCGCGGCGAAUUGAAGAGCGCUUGGCGCAGGCAUGUCGGAGGUGAUGCCCUACGCGGAUGAGAAGCUGGCGCGCUUCCCCGAGGGAUCGGACGUGGGGCAGCUGGCCUUCUCGUGCCGCCUCCAGGGCACAGACAACUUCUACGGCAGCGGGGGAGGAGGAGGAGGAGGUGGUGGAGGAGGAGGCGGCGGCGGUGGCGGAGGAGGUGGAGGUGGAGCCGGUGGGCAAGGAAAGAGACCUCCAAAGUUGGGUCAGAUCGGACGCACGCAGUGCGUGGUCAUCGAGGACGAGCGGAUUGAUGAUGUGCUCAAGGGCCUAUCGGACAAGACACCGCCCAAUUAAAUCGAUCGACCCCAUCGAUCGAUCGACAGAGCGACGAGUCGGCCAAUCAUCAACCCAUCGACCAACAAUCAAUCAAGGGCAGCAGAGUGAGAAGCCCUCGCGUUCGGGCAAAUGCCAUCGAUAACAGUGCACUGCGAAUCAUCAUCGCAUAUGGCACACACACACACACAUGUAUAUGCUGUGUGUGUGUGACAUUGAUAUCAACGGGGGAAUUACAAUAUCAGCGGACCUUUGACACGAUCGGGAAGACGCGUGUAGCAGGCACACGGUGUAGGUGAGCGUGACGCGCGGGUGUACAUGCAUGGCGCGCGUGCGUGCGUGCGCACGUGCGCACACGCGCGCGUGCGCGCGUGCGCGCGUACACACGUGCGCAUACGCGCUCGCGAGCUCUGCGUGCGUUCCCGUGCGCGCCAGCCCGUGCCGCGGGUUACGUCCCCCGACACCGACGGGGGGGAGAUGGAGCAAAUGGACACAACGCCUUAACUGCACUGUCGCCACGGAAACCGACUUGAGGCUACCACUUUCGGCAAGCCAGCAGUGGAGAACGGAGAUGCGGGCCGGGACGGGGAGGGGAGGGGAUGAUGCGGGGAUCGCUGGGAAGGAACUGCGGGCGAUGAUUUCGGCGAAGGGGAAAUUAU
Molecule: messenger RNA, 1779 nt
Organism: Lethenteron reissneri (Far Eastern brook lamprey)
Lineage: Eukaryota; Metazoa; Chordata; Hyperoartia; Petromyzontiformes; Petromyzontidae
Product: calcium/calmodulin-dependent protein kinase II inhibitor 1-like
Biological process (GO): negative regulation of protein kinase activity
Molecular function (GO): protein kinase binding; calcium-dependent protein kinase inhibitor activity
Source: RefSeq, a predicted model, not a curated record